AUGACCCGCGGCCUCCGCCUCAUGGGUCUCCUUGGCAUUGUCGCGCUCGCGCUCACCAUCGCGGGCGGCGUCAAGGCCGGCACCGCAACGACCGAGGCCAACAUGAACUCUGGCACGAACCUCCGCCACAUCGGCGUCAUCCUCUUCGCAGUCCUCUUCGGCCUCGUCUUCCUCAUGCACCUCUUCUGCUGGUCGAACCGGGAGCGCCUGAUGCGCUACCGUCGCACGCUGCUCGCCGGCAUCUCCGGCGCGCUCCCCUUCCUCGCCGUGCGCGUGGCCUACACCGUGCUCUCCGCCUUCGCGCCCGCGACGCGCAGCAUCUCGCCCUCCGGCCAGUCGACGCUCGUCACCAGCAGCUCGCCGCUCGUGAAAUUCAACAGCACGCAGGGCAGCUGGGUCGUGUACCUGUGCAUGAGCGUCCUGCCCGAGUUCCUCACCGUGCUCGUGUACCUCGUCGUCGGCACGCGCAUCCCGCUGCAGCAGGACACGGACUACGCGCGCGGCCUGCAGACGGACGCGUGGGAAGACGAGGAGACGGCGCGACUGAAGCCAAUGUCACUGGGCUCGGAGUACACGCACUAG
This is a messenger RNA of Postia placenta MAD-698-R-SB12, 582 nucleotides long. RefSeq lists its product as hypothetical. The coding region runs from base 1 to 582 and encodes 193 amino acids. The transcript is spliced from 3 exons. The record is from RefSeq and is a predicted model, not a curated record. Lineage: Eukaryota; Fungi; Basidiomycota; Agaricomycetes; Polyporales; Adustoporiaceae.